AUGAGCGGCUACCUGCUGUGGGAUGAAUUACAUUCCAAAUUUUCCCAACGAUUGUCGCUCGGAACGACAAGGUUACAGGCCAUCGAUGGUUUCAUAUGUACACGUGAGUUUCCACAUGUGAACGACAAUAUUGAAACCCAGUCAGUCUUGACAUUGCCAUUGGGUACCAACAAACGAUAG
Messenger RNA from Plasmopara halstedii, 180 nucleotides. RefSeq lists its product as uncharacterized. The transcript is spliced from 3 exons. Bases 1 to 180 code for a protein of 59 amino acids. Lineage: Eukaryota; Oomycota; Peronosporomycetes; Peronosporales; Peronosporaceae. The record is from RefSeq and is a predicted model, not a curated record.